AUGCCCGUCGAAGGACCAUCAAUAGGCUUCGACUUCUCCAACUAUGCCCGUAACCAGUUCCUCGGCGAGCGGAUGAACGGCUUGCCAAGGGCUACAUCCACCGGUACCACUAUCGUUGGGCUGAAGUUCGGCGGUGGUGAUACUGGAGAGGAGGAAGGUAUCUGCCUCGGUGCCGACACACGAGCGACUGGCGGACCGAUCGUAGCAGACAAGAACUGCGAGAAGAUCCACUACCUCGCCCCUCACAUGAGAUGUUGCGGUGCCGGAACAGCUGCUGAUACCGAAUUCGUGACCAACCUUAUCUCCUCCAACCUCGAAUUACAUGCCUACUCGCAAGGCCGACCAGCAAGAGUUGUCACCGCCAUGACCAUGCUCAAGCAAUAUCUCUUCCGCUACCAGGGCCAAGUCGGCGCAUACCUCGUCCUUGGCGGUGUCGACUCGACCGGCGCACACCUCUUCACUAUCCACGCUCACGGUUCCACUGACAAGCUGCCAUAUGUCACCAUGGGCUCAGGAAGUAUGGCCGCCAUGGCGGUCUUUGAGAGCAGCUUCAAGCAGCACAUGACGCGCAAAGAUGCGAUCGACCUUGUCGCCCGAGCUAUCCGAUCCGGUAUCUUCAACGAUCUCGGAUCAGGUAGUAACGUCGAUGUCUCGGUGAUCACCAAGAACGGCACGGAGAUGAUGCGGAACUACGAGACACCUAACGAGCGAGGCAUCAAGUCCCGCAACUACAAGUUCCGCCGGGGGACUACCGCUUGGACAAAGGAAUCGAUCCGGAGUUUGAUUGUUAGCGAGGAGGUCAAGAUGACGACGGGGGCAGGCAAGACACAGGAUGGUGUGCUGGAUGUGCCGGUGCCGAUUGGGAAGGGACCGGGCGGGGAGGAGGGGAUGGACGUGGACGCUUAG
Messenger RNA from Dioszegia hungarica, 906 nucleotides. Its product is annotated as putative proteasome subunit, beta type, 7. Lineage: Eukaryota; Fungi; Basidiomycota; Tremellomycetes; Tremellales; Bulleribasidiaceae. The transcript has 8 exons. Bases 1 to 906 code for a protein of 301 amino acids. The record is from RefSeq and is a predicted model, not a curated record. Gene Ontology annotation, cellular component: proteasome core complex.